CCCAGUGUAGACAGACUUCACCCUUAGCCUAUCCUAAAAUCAGAGGGGAUGGGCCACUACAAAAACUGACUCAAGACUGAAAAAACUGUCAGUCAACAGAGUAAUGAGUUAGAAGAACAGACACAUGGGCUCGAGGGGCAGACCAGACAGUUGAUUUGCUGACACUUUUUCCAGAAGCACCCAGAAGAAGUGUUACUUUGAAAACUAGUAUUUUGUUACAUCUGCCUUGAACCUGGACAUAAUACUCAGUCAUUUUUUUCAGUACAGCUGUCUAGCAUUGACAGAAAACCUGGUGGAGUGUUUUGUUCUUUCAAAACCACAGGAGAUACCCUCACUGUUUGUGUCAGACAGUGGUCAUAUCGGCUGAGACACUGAGCAGCAUGUCAAAGGAGGUGAAGUCAGAGAGCGUGUCGCUGUGUCCCGUAGGCAAGGCAGCUGCCCCUGAGCCAGAGCUGCUGUGUAUCUUUGGGACAGGGGACUUGGGGCGCUCUCUGGGCCAGCGUCUGCUCCAGUCUGGCUACAGGGUGGUAUAUGGCAGCCGUAGACCUCACAGCUGUGGCCCCUUGCCUCAGGGAACUCAGGUGAUGAGCCAUGCGGCAGCAGCCCAGUCAGCCAGUCUGGUCUUUGUUUGUGUUCACAGAGAACACUAUGACUUCCUGGAGACGCUUGCACCUCAACUCAAGGGGAAGGUGCUGGUGGACGUCAGCAACAACCUAAAGAAGAAUUUAUAUCCAGAGGCCAAUGCUGAGUAUCUGCAGAGGCUGGUCCCUGGAGCUCAUGUGGUGAAAGCUUUUAACACUUUGUCUGCCUGGGCCCUGCAGAAUGGACCCUCAGAUGCCAACAGACAGGUGUACCUGUGUGGAAACAGUGCUGAGGCAAAGCAGGGAGUAGCAGAUACAUCCACCAAAAUGGGCUUCACUGUCCUGGACAGGGGGUCUCUGUCUGCAGCCAGAGAACUGGAGGAUUUCCCCCUGCAGCUGUUUCCAGAAUGGAGGCUGCCACUUCGCCUGGCCAUCGGUCUCACCAUCUUCUUCUUCCUCUAUGUGGUCCUUACAGAUGUAAUCUAUGCGUAUGCCAAAGAGAAGAAAGACAUCUCUUUCAGAAUCAUGGUGUCCCUAGCCAACAAGGUGUUUCCCAUUGUGUCGCUCAUCAUGUUGUCUCUGUGCUACCUGCCUGGUGUCAUAGCUGCCUUCCUUCAGCUCUACAGAGGAACCAAAUACAAGCGUUUCCCUGACUGGCUGGAUCGUUGGAUGCUGUGCAGGAAACAGCUGGGACUGCUGGCACUUGGUUUUGCCUCUCUACAUGUGCUCUACACCCUCAUCAUCCCCAUCAGAUAUUAUGUGAGAUACAGACUUGCUGCUCAUACCAUCUCACAGAUCAGGGAAAACAAAACGUCAGAGUUUGACACCACCAUGGCCUGGCGUACCGACUCUUACUACGCUGUGGGAAUUCUGGGAUUUGCCGUGUAUCUCCUGCUGGGAAUAACCUCCCUCCCCUCCGUCAGCAAUGCUCUCAGCUGGAGAGAGUUCAGCUUCAUACAGUCCAAGCUGGGCUACCUCACAUUGUUCCUCUGUACCUUUCACACCUACCUGUACGGCUGGGACAAGUUCCUUAAACCCUCCUACUACAAAUGGUACAUUCCUCCGGCCUACAUGCUCAGUCUGGUGUUGCCUUCUGUAGUGUUGGCGGUCAAGCUGCUGCUCCUCCUGCCCUGCGUGGACCGCAGCCUUACCCGUAUUCGACAGGGCUGGGAGAGGACUGAUCCAGAAGCUGACAGCAAGCGAUCACUGCUAACAUAGAGCUAUGACAGUUACAGUCACAGACACAAAAACAUUGGUAUGCACAGAAAACAGACACAAAGCACUAUAUGUCACUGUGACUGACCAAGAGCUCUAUCACCAGGUAACCCCAGCUUGUUUUUUUUUUUUGGGAUGUCACAGACCCACCACUAUGAAAUUACACCAACUGUUCUACUCUCUAUAGUUAACAAAAUCAGCAGAGGAAACAUUCGGUCUUUCUUGAUGUAAUCCUAUUGGAAUUUAUCCAUUUUGUAAACAUAGUAUAUGAUACAAUGGAACUAUAUAGGUUGUACAAAUACCUUGGACCUACACAGAAUCACAGACACAUAUUGAACCAGCUAUGGUGCAUUUCAAGCAGCAGGCCCUCACCUUUGUAAGCUCAUGUCUUUUUCUCUACUGGAGUUUAAUAACUGCACUAUACCCAUGUACAUUCAGUAUUGUUACAGACUCUAACUCAGAGAGCAGUUUAACCAUCUCUGAUUGUUUUAUAUCUUUCAUAUAUGGUGGCUUAUGUUUAUUAGCUCACACCUUUUUAUGUAAAUUUUGAUUUUUGGAUUUGGUUCUCACUACAGUAAUACUACUAUGAAAUGCUCUUCAAUAAAUAAACUUCAUUGUGACUGAA
Toxotes jaculatrix (banded archerfish) is the source of this 2421-nucleotide messenger RNA. RefSeq names its product metalloreductase STEAP4-like. The coding region runs from base 381 to 1799 and encodes 472 amino acids. Gene Ontology annotation, biological process: copper ion import. The record is from RefSeq and is a predicted model, not a curated record. Gene Ontology annotation, cellular component: plasma membrane; endosome. Gene Ontology annotation, molecular function: cupric reductase (NADH) activity; ferric-chelate reductase (NADPH) activity. The transcript is spliced from 10 exons. Lineage: Eukaryota; Metazoa; Chordata; Actinopteri; Toxotidae.